UCACUCACACACACACACACACACACACUUCCCUCACACUUUUCACUCAGCUACCCAAGAUGGCGGCAGCGUCAUCCAUCCAGCCGCCGAGCGUUCACUCUUCUCUAGCCGGGGAGAGCGCACUUUCCCCGGAGAUGGACAGCCCCGAGAUCCGGCAGCCAGAGGAUGAGGAGGCGGCAGCGGCGGCGCAGCCCUCCGACUCGGGGAUUAGCCUCCGCGACCUGCCGGACCUGGAGCCGGAGGAGAUCGAGAGGAGGUUGGCCAAAACUCGCCAGGAGCUGAGCAACAGGAGGAAAAUUCUCAUUAAGAACCUGCCGCCUGACACAACUAACCAGGAAGUCCAUGAAAUUCUGAAAGAAUAUGAACUGAAGUACUGCUUUGUGGACCGCAACAAAGGCACAGCCUUUGUGACUUUGCUGAACGGGGACCAGGCUCAGGAUGCCAUCCGCUCCCUCCAUCACAGCACUGUCCGGGGACGCUUGAUCAACGUUACGCUGCAGCCCACUGACUCCCUACUCUGCCUCACCAACCUGCCCCACACCUUUACUGCCCAGCAAUUUGAGGAGCUGGUACGCGCCUAUGGAAACAUCGAGCGCUCCUUCCUGGUCUACAGCGAGCUGACAGGCCACUCCAAAGGAUAUGGGUUUGUUGAAUACAUGAAGAAGGAUUCUGCGUCACGGGCCCGUUCUGAACUGCUGGGCCGACCGCUGGGUGAUCGCUCAUUGAUGGUUCAGUGGAUGGAUGUCAACCAGCUGAGCCAAGAGGAGAACCUGCACUCCAAAUGUCUGUGUGUGAACCGGCUGCCGCUCGACCUUUGUGACUCUGAAGAACUGACCCAGCUCUUCUCUGAAACCUACAAACCUGUCUUCUGCCAGCUUGCUCAGGAUGAAGGCAGCCCAGUCCGAGGCUUCGGUGUGGUGGAGUAUGAGAGCGCAGAGCAGGCAGAGGCUGUGCUGAUAGAGAUGGACCGAACACUGGUCGGAGGACAGGAGGUCCGUCUGUCACUCUGCACUCCCGGCACCUCAGGGAGAAGCACCCUGGCUGCACUCAUCGCCGCCCAGGGUAUGAUUCUGACUAAUAGGAAAGGUCUGCUACCAGAACCCAACCUAGCCCAGCUGUUGACCAGUAUGACCAACCCUGCAGCCCUGCAGAUCCUCAUGAGACCGUACCACACUGGGAAAAGAGGAGGUAUGACAGGAGGGAAGUACGGGCGUCAUGCCAGCUUACCGUUCCUCAGACCUCCUCUCACCACAGCUCUGCUCACAUUGGGAAAAGCACACCAGAAUGCAAUGCUUGGUAACGGACUAGUCCUUCAGAACCUCUUGCAUAUGCAGCUCGCACAGCAACAGCUUCUACACAUCAAAGACAAACGCAUCAGCAGUGUCUCCAGUCUGCUCGGAGACCCGUCCAGGCUGCUGAUGCAGAAAGCUUUGUCUCUGCGGUCUCCAGGUCUUGUGUCGCUGGGGAAAGGCCUCCUGGGAGACUCUCCUACAGAGUUGGGCCAGGAGUCAGUGCCAUCAUCUACCCACAAUGCCACAGUAGUGGUAUCAGCAGCAGGUGUGAUGCCAUAUCUCCAAGGUCGAGCUGGAGGGGGAGAACAAAACAGCACCCAUUCUAUCUCCACAAACCCUUGUGCUUCCUCCUCCUCUUCUUCCUCCUCCACCCCCUGUGACAGGCAGCCAGCUCCUCCUGGGACCAUGAUGAGCUCCCAUCUGCAGGGACAGAGCUAUUCCUUGGGUAUAAGUAACUCAGGCCUUGGCCCGCCUCAACCUAUACCCCCUGGAGGAGUUUAUACGUCAACAGGCCAGCACAACAGUUCAGAUGGCUGCCCCCUGGCUAACAUGGUAAGCACUGGUCAAAGCUCUCUGUUGGGCGAUCCUCCUAAAGAAGUCAGACUGCCCUCCAAUCCUUACCUGAACCUGGCCAGCGUAAUGCCAGGGGUGGUCCUGCAAGGGUCAGUGGGGAGUAAAGCCCAGGGAGGACAGCCAGGCUCCGGGCUGUACAGCACCUCAGUUGCUCCCGUCGUCUCCCAGGGCUCUGGCUCCUUCUCCCACAGCGCGGCAGCUACAACAACAGCCCCAUACACCACUGAUACCUCCACUGACUACAGCCAAUACAACCAGGCCUACACACAGGAGGCCAUGCAGCAGUGGUACCAGCACUACCAAGCAGCACAAGCUCACACCUACACCACUGCUGCUCCACAGGACAGCACGGCCACAGACUACAGCAAGGAGCACACACAGGCUCCACCAGUGUCGACCUACGGGGAUUACAGUUCCUACAUGCAGGCGGUCACUCAGUACUACUCCCAGCCUGCAACAGCCAACCAGGCCUACGCCACCAAGGAGGUAGAUGUGUGUAAGCCUUUAGGAGUCUCUCUGCACGCGGUCAGUAAUGGCGCGGCCCCUCCACCGGCCGUCCUACCAGCUGCUGCCGUGCUCCCAGCCUACAGCACCCUGCCUUUAAUGCCCGGCUUCCUCGGGGCACCACACCCGGUGGCAGCCACAGCAACCCCUGGCACGCACGCACACUCUGCCGCCACUGACUGGAACACCUACUACUAUAACCAGACACGGGGCCAUAAGAGGGAGUACCCUCAGCUGGCAGUGCAGGAAAUUACAUCAUCUGAUGGUGCCUACAUCGGGCAGCACUCCCAAGGCCUGGGAGGGCAGUAUGCUGACUACUUUAAGAGGAAGAGGCUCUAGUAUGAACCAAAACCACCUUAAAGCCUAAAGCUUAUGGAGGGAGGCAAACACACUCAGCAUCUGCUCACAGCUCCCUCUAGUGGCCUUUCUGUGGCAGCCAUUUUGCAUCCCUACAGUAGGUAUUGAGUUUAAUAGAAUUUGGGGUUGCAAAUGGCUCAAGUGAAAGUAAGCCAUAGUGCUCUUUGAUCCUGGCACUACACACACACACACUCUCUCUCUCACACACACGCACACACAUGCACACAAACAUGGUGUUGCUUUUGUCCUGUUCAAGCCUUAACUCUUAAAUUUAAAAUGUUGUCUCUCAACUGUGCAAAACUAAUAUUACCAUGUACAUUUUUUCUAGUAUAAUUUAAACUAAAGUAUUCCGUUAUCUACACGUAUAAGCUGCUUUUGUAUUUGCAGCCAGGCGACAUGUCUGCCUGCUGAAACUGUCAUAGGACUGGUCUUCCAGUCAAGUCUGUCCCUCUCUGUCUCCUUUCAAAAGAAAAAUGUGUCUGGCGUUGCACACUCACUCUUUGAUUAGUCAGUCGAACUGACACUUGUAUGUUCUAGCUUCAGUGUCCUUUCUCUUUUCCUUUUAUUGGCCCAGGUUCCUCUUUUAUAUAUCCCCCGUGGAGAGUGUGUGUGUGUGUGUGUGUGUGUGUGUGUGUGUGUGUGUUUACACGUGCUGAUAUGCUGUUUCUGUAGGAAGUGUCAGCCAUUUCAAUCCCAAGGUUUGGGAGCACAUCAGGAAAAAAAGGGCCUGAACUAAUCAACGCCCUUAAUUGUGGUGACUUACAAUAGCUUCCCUAAAUGAAUGGACUUUCUUAGAAAGACUGGAUCAUAAAAUAAAAAGGCUGGUGUAAAUACCGUGUGUAAUACAGAAUAUAUAAAGCCAUGCGUCAGACAAUAUCCUAUAUAAUGGUCAUUUCCCAGCUCCUUUUGUGAGCGUAUUGUACUACAUGAAUGAAAGGAAAGCAUUUAUUACAUGUCUGCUUUUUUUCAGUCUAUACUGAUAUAUAUUUGUAAUAUAAUAAUAAUCCAAGGCAAUUCAAGUAAUUUAUUAAUAUUUAAUCAAAUGUGUUGACUUUAAUGUAGUUAUCUGGUUUGGUUUUUAACAUUUAAGCCAAAUAAUAGGGCACAGUCCUUUCUUCUUUUCUCUUCUCUUCUAUCUAUUGUAACCCAUUUGGGUGUUUUGAUCUGUUGAGACUGUAACAGGAGCUAUGGUUUGAGGCUGUAAGUGUGUCCCGAAUCCAUACUACACACUAACUCGAAGCAGGUUUUGAGGAUGUAGCGCAUUUGCCAAAGCAACAAAAACAGGAACACCUGAACAAACUAUGUUGCUGUCUCUUUGUGAAGUUGAAUUGGUAGUGAUAUUCCAAAGUGACAGUUUUAUUGCAUUUGCAUGAUGCACAUAUUGCAUCAUUUCCUUUUAAAAGAGUAAACUGUGUUGAUUUGUUUCUAUGCUGACUGCAAAAACAGGAAUACUAUAAAGAUAAGUAUAUACUGAAUAUGAUUGGUAUGUAGUAUGAGAUGGGGACACAGUCUUUAUCAUUUGAGGGAAUGUACAAUUUUCCAACUCAAAAAUGUUUUGCUCAUCACAUGCUACUAUAUAACAUGCCACCAUGCCUGUGUUUUUUUAAUGUGUGCUGGUAGAAUUUCUGCAGCUUUUAAUUUAACGUUUUUGGGGAAACAAAAAAAAGCCAACUAUAAAUGUUAUAGGUGAUCUCUUUCCGACUGCUUUUACAAAGAGAAAUUAUUCUUUGUGAAAAAAUACUUUUAAAACUAUUUUUGUUAUUAUUUCAAUCCCGUUUUUACCACUGCCAUUAUCAAUAUUAGAGCAAAGCUGUGAACUCAAUUAUACUUAAUGUCUAGAAGGUUUGUUUGAUGUUUAUUACUGAGGCGAGGGUUUGAUAUUUUAAUAUUACAGCUUGAACAUUAGGUUUGUUAUGUGCACAGACCUCUUGUCUAACACACCGGCAAUAACUAAGGCUCCUACUACUGUAGAAAGUCCAAUGUAAAAUGUUUCUUUCCCAGUGUAAAUGUUUUGCCAUUCACACAGCAUUAUAUACUCCUACGUAAUAGCUCAUACACUUGGUAAAAGCUUUUUUUUUCUUUAUAUGUGUCUUUGUAUUCUGCUUGUAACUAUCUGUAUGACUGUAUGACACAGAGCAGAAUAUUACUGGUAUCGUCAUGGCAACCACGCUCACACACUGUGAAACCCAAUAGGAGGUGAGAUCGGAUAAAGCAUACACAUCAGUUAAUAUGUGGUGUGAGUUUCUGGGAUAACAGCUUGUUGUAAACAGGAUGUACAGUACAUGAUGUUUACAUGUGCGGACACAAUAAUAGAAUAAUAGAAGAGUUGAGUGUCUUUGGUGAUGUAGGAGCGGUGGUGUGCAGGUACGCAAGUACUAAUAAAAUGGCUUAACAUUAAACUAAGGGCAAUACAUAUCCCUCUA
Messenger RNA from Micropterus dolomieu (smallmouth bass), 5149 nucleotides. RefSeq names its product ribonucleoprotein, PTB-binding 2 (gene raver2). The record is from RefSeq and is a predicted model, not a curated record. Gene Ontology annotation, cellular component: cytosol. NCBI's taxonomy places the organism in Eukaryota, Metazoa, Chordata, Actinopteri, Centrarchiformes, Centrarchidae. The transcript is spliced from 16 exons. Gene Ontology annotation, molecular function: mRNA binding. The coding region runs from base 60 to 2708 and encodes 882 amino acids.